Molecule: messenger RNA, 1322 nt
Organism: Zingiber officinale
Lineage: Eukaryota; Viridiplantae; Streptophyta; Magnoliopsida; Zingiberales; Zingiberaceae
Product: cysteine protease XCP1-like
Exons: 3
Coding region: 75-1142 (355 amino acids)
Cellular component (GO): lysosome
Molecular function (GO): cysteine-type endopeptidase activity
Source: RefSeq, a predicted model, not a curated record
UACUCCAAAGCAACAACGACGACUCGCAUCAUAUUUAUAUCGAUCCACUCUCCAUUUUCAUUGUUCAUCCAACAAUGUCCAUGGCCACCUCCAUCACCGCCAACCUCGCCCUUUUCCUGCUCUGCAUCAACCUCAUAAAUAUUAUGAGCUCCGCCCUUCCCCCCGACUUCUCCAUCCUCGGCUAUUCCGACGAAGACUUGACCUCCCCUGACAAGCUCAUCCACCUCUUCGAGCUGUGGAUGUCCAAGCACAGCAAAUCGUACUCCUCUCUGGAGGAGAAGCUGAUGAGGCUCGAGCUCUUCGAGGACAACCUGAAGCACAUCGACGAGACUAACAGGAAGCAAAGAAGCUACUGGCUCGGGCUCAAUGCGUUUGCCGACAUGAGCCAGGAUGAGUUCAAGGCGAAGUAUCUCGGACUGAAUCAAAUCGGUGUGCCAAGAAGCAGAGGUUCAAGCUCUGUCUUUCGGUACGAGAACGCCGGCGACUUGCCCAAGUCCGUCGACUGGAGGAAGAAAGGUGCAGUGACCCGUGUUAAGGACCAAGGCCAAUGCGGAAGCUGCUGGGCUUUCUCCACUGUGGCUGCUGUGGAAGGCAUAAACCAGAUAGUCACCGGGAACUUAACAUCUCUCUCUGAGCAAGAAUUGAUCGACUGUAGCAGUGAAAACAAUGGAUGCAAUGGAGGACUCAUGGACUAUGCCUUCUCCUACAUCGCGUCGACCAAGGGACUGCACGCCGAAGAGGACUACCCUUACCUGAUGGAAGAAGGCACUUGUGAGCAAAAGAAGGCUGAUCUGGAGGUGGUCACCAUCAGUGGCUACGAGGAUGUGCCGGAGAACAGCGAAGAGAGCCUGAUGAAGGCGCUGGCGCACCAACCUGUGAGCGUCGCCAUUGAAGCUUCGGGCAGAGACUUCCAGUUCUACAGUGGGGGAGUGUAUGAUGGGCACUGUGGGAGUGAGCUCGAUCAUGGGGUGGCGGCGGUAGGGUAUGGGUCGUCGAAGGGGCAAGACUACAUCGUCGUGAAGAACUCGUGGGGUUCGCGGUGGGGAGAAAAGGGUUACAUAAGAAUGAAGAGGAACACCGGAAGAAUUGAAGGCCUGUGUGGGAUCAACAAAAUGGCUUCUUAUCCAACUAAAGAUCAAUGAGAGAUUGAUCGACAAUUUCAUUUAUCAAUCAGUUACCGUCUCUUUGUGAUGAUAAUCAGGAGGAUUAAUCUUGUUUACUGAUUCAGAAAUAAACAUCUGUUGAAGCGAUUUGUUUUAUCAGUAUGCUUGUUGUUUGUAGCUCGAGCAGAUUGCAUUAUAUAUAUGCCUAUGUGUUAAAGA